Messenger RNA from Rhinopithecus roxellana (golden snub-nosed monkey), 378 nucleotides. RefSeq names its product 60S ribosomal protein L30-like. The transcript is spliced from 2 exons. The coding region runs from base 1 to 378 and encodes 125 amino acids. Gene Ontology annotation, cellular component: cytosolic large ribosomal subunit. The record is from RefSeq and is a predicted model, not a curated record. Gene Ontology annotation, molecular function: structural constituent of ribosome; RNA binding. NCBI's taxonomy places the organism in Eukaryota, Metazoa, Chordata, Mammalia, Primates, Cercopithecidae.
AUGGUGGCUGCAAAGAAGAUUAAAAAGUCAGUGGAAUGGAUCAACUCUAGGCUCCUACUUGUUAUAAAAAGUGGAAAGCACAUACUGGGGUACAAGCAGACUCUAAAGAUGAUCAGGCAAGGCAAAGCAAAAUUGGCUAUCCUCACUGAAAACUGCCCGGCUUUGAGGAAAUUCAAAAUAGAGUGCUAUACCGUGUUGACCAAAACUGGUGUGCAUCACUACAGUGACAAUACUUUUGAACUGGGCAUAGCAUGUGGGAAAUACUGCAGAGUAUGCACGCUGUCCAUCAUUGAUCCAGGCGAUUCUGAUAUCAUUAGAAGCAUGCCAGAACAGACAGGGCCCCUGAUGGCAGGAAGAGGGAGCCCCAGAGAGCAGUAA